CACACGGUUUUUUUUGCACGAUCGCAGCUAGGAGAAUCAACAAAAAGCGCAUAUAAAUAUCAUAACAAGGACUUAAUAACUCGGCUCGUUGAGGGAUUGGUUUUCUGUAACAAUUCUGUAACAACUUUUUACAAUACCGGAAGUACCAAUCAUGAUCCACGUGGACGAAACAGAUCCUCUGGGUGAUGUGCCGCCAGCGUUCCCGUACAGAGAGGUGGAAAUUAAGCGCGGCGUCGAUCCAAAACAGAUAUACGAACUCAGCUCGGAGCUCGGCAGGGGAAAGUUUGGUGUCGUGUACAAAUGCAAGGAAAAGUCGACCGGCGUCCGACUGGCGGCCAAAUUCAUUCAGAUCGUGAAAAAGGGUGACCGGCGCAACAUCGAACGCGAGGUGCACAUGAUGAACGUCCUACACCACUCGAAGAUCGCUCAGCUAUAUGCGGCGUACGAGUUUGAUCGUACCUUUUGCGUCAUGAUGGAGCUCGUGGAAGGCGGUGAACUGUUUGACCGGGUGCUGGACGAAAAGUUCGUCCUCACGGAGAAGGCAUGCGCGAUCUUCAUGCGUCAGAUCUGUGACGCUGUCGCGUACAUCCACGGGAACAACAUCAUCCACCUCGAUAUGAAGCCGGAGAACAUCCUCUGCCUCACGGAGAGCGGUAAUCGGAUCAAAAUCAUCGAUUUUGGGCUGGCGCGUGAGUACGAUCCGGACAACAAGCUUCAGGUCCUGUUCGGUACACCCGAGUUCGUCGCUCCAGAGGUGGUCAACUUCGAAGCAAUUUCGUUUGCGACCGACAUGUGGAGCGUUGGUGUGAUCGCCUAUGUGCUCGUUUCCGGACUGUCUCCAUUUGCCGGUGAGGAUGACAUCCAAACGAUGGGCAACAUUACGAUUGGGCGGUACGACUUUCUUGAUGAAGCGUUUGACAACGUGUCCGAAGAGGCGAUCGACUUCAUCAACCGGUGUCUGGUUAAGGAGCAAAAGGAACGUCUCACUGCCGAGGAUGCACUCAAACACAAGUGGAUCAAACGAAAACCACAGUACCAUCCAACGAAUCGGCGACCCUCGCUCACCAGCUUCAAGCCGAUCUUGCUUGAAAGCAACAACAACAACAGCAAUGUAACGGUAGGCUUGAAAACGCGAGCCAAGACGGCUUGCCCUUUUCUCACAGGAACUGCUUCAUUUUCGUUGUAGAGUCCCGAAAUUGCUAAAGAUAACUUGAAGGAACUAGUCAACAAGUGGGACGAAACGCCCAACAACCGGUACGCGUUUGAACAGGACACAGAGAACAUUAUUGCGCCCUCCGGAGAAACGGUGCAACUUCGGAGACCCACGCUUCCGGAGUUGGCCGGCCUGCCAAAUGGAAGCAAUACGUCCGGUAGUCGAAGAGGUAGCAUCGCUCGGGAAACUGACCCGACCGAAAACGAGGAGGACAACGUCGAGAAUGAGGCACCAAACGGCGGCGAUCCAACACACAAACUGCUCCAAAUCAAUAUAACAAUGAAGGACGAACAAAAGCAACACCUGUAUCGCUAUGGCAACGAGCAUACUAGCAAUGACAACGACGUCCAACCAAUAGUGCUCGAGCUUAAACAACAGAAGGAGGCUGAAUUGAGGGAACCUGAUAUUUCCGGAUGUUCCUUUCAGAACAUGCGCAACGUUUUGAACACCUCGGCGUCUGCAGCAGUAACUACUACAUGCGAUAGUGACAGGGAGCACCUAACGCUUAACACCUUGGGAUGCGCUGAUUGUGCCUUGCCAGAGGCUGAUUGUGCUAACAACGAGGCAAUCGUGUGCUUGAAUGGGUUUGGCAGCAAUAGUAUUAGCAGUAGUGAUAGUAAUGGCAGUAUUAGUAGCUAUAGUAGCGUAGCGAAGCAGGAGCCUGUCCUUGCCACUAACCGACUGGCAGCUUGCAAUCUCGACGGUGGUUUCGAACCGGCAUCGACGGCCAUCGUCGUCAUCAUCGAGCGCACUUGCAAUCCAUUCCCUGAACUUCCGGUCUCUGACACGCACACUGAUUCGAGCGCAUCUGACGUACCUGUACACCGUACGUCCGAAACGCCCGAUUUGCUCUGCCUUUCCGCAGAUAGCGACUCCGUCGCGUCGUCUGACACUACGGCGAGUGUUGGCACGGAUCUGGUCAGUCAGCCCGACCAGUCGCAGGUGUCGAGUCCGGGUGGUUCGACGCACCGGGACAAGGUACGUGACGAUUUGCGUAAACUAUCCGACUUACUAAAGCUUUCCCUCACGAACGUGAAGGCGGUAGAUGGAGCAGCGGGCUUGGAGGACGGAUCGGAGGCUGUUACCAUGCCCACGUCUCCCGGACCGCUCGAGCUGGACAGCGAGCUGGAGAGCCUGAAAUCGAAGGUGAACACGAUCCGCACAUCUCGUGCCCAAAACAAGCUAAACGAACUGGCGCAACGGCCCGAUUUCUUGGCCAACGAUACGUUCAAACUACCCACGUUCCGAUUCCUGCCGAAAUCGAUCAGCCUGUGCAACGAGGACUCGGUGUUCAAGGAGAACUACACAAAGUUCUGCGACCGGAACGCGACUACCCGCCAAGAAACAGUCCCGGAGAAGGUAGAAUCCACCGCAGUGACGGUUGUUCGCAAGAAAUCUUCCACGUCUUCCGGAACGAAGAAGAAAAAGGACACGGAAGGGACGUCGACAACAUCAACUACGACUACCACCACCACCUUCGCCAGCACGGCCUCGGGUCGUAUCGCGUCCACGACAACAGUUCGCAAAACGAUUGUCAAACAGCAGAAGGUGGUGUUGGACGAUGGAGUCUCCCCAGCUAGCAACACCGCGUCCUCUGACAACCGACGUGUGAUCGCACCGACGAAGAGUCUCGAUGGUACGACUGACGCGACGUUGGCUCGUUCUGCUUCGGUCAAGCGCACGAAAUUCCGAGUCAACCAGAUGAGCAGUCGAGACGUGCCGGUGGCCAUCAACUCAGUAGCCCGACGAUACCUCGAACGGAGCGGUGUUCAGGACGAUCUGUCGACUACUGCGCCUAGUGCGAGGCUACCACAGAUGGUCAACGGAGUGCAGGCCAGCCUCGACGACACGGUGACGGCGAACAAUCUGCGCAACAGUGCUCUACGACUUCGCAGCUCGGUUUCCGCCGACUGGGACGCGAUGGAUGCGGUCGAGAACCGAUCGAUGAAGACGAUUAACACCUUCCUAAAGCGUCAUGCUGUUGCGAGCUCCGCUGUGCGACAGAUACAGGCCCAGCUGGAGGCAAGCAUUACGACGCACAAGUAGAGUAGGAUGAGGCUCUAGGAUAACUGCCCGGAACUGGCGCGGAAAGUGCACCUCACUUUUGACUGAGGUACUUCGCGCAUCUUUCCUUAUUAAUCCUCGCCCUCGGAUCGAUCGGUCACUUCGCGAACACGAUUGUACAUACAAUUCGCGACUCUUUAUACGCCAUGUGUAUUUAUACGUAGAAUUUAGCGAUCUAGCUGUACUGAGACAGGUGAACGAAUGGAAAGAGUGGUUUUAUGUUAGAACCGCGGGCGCACAGUCGUAUUCUAGCGUUUACGUGAAUAGACACUGGAAGGUCUUCUACAUGUAACCCUUCCCAAAAGGAUAAGGAAUCGAGAGGGCCCCUUAAGCUUGGGGAAAACCUAAAGCGAAGCAAAAAAGAACAUCUCGGGACGGGGUGUCUUGUUUCUUCGAGUGUAUAAUACGUUCUCUUAUUUAUUACGGAAAAUUAUAGCGAAAUAAAGAAAAUA
Messenger RNA from Anopheles nili, 3729 nucleotides. RefSeq lists its product as uncharacterized. NCBI's taxonomy places the organism in Eukaryota, Metazoa, Arthropoda, Insecta, Diptera, Culicidae. The transcript is spliced from 7 exons. Gene Ontology annotation, cellular component: nucleus. Gene Ontology annotation, molecular function: ATP binding; protein serine/threonine kinase activity. Gene Ontology annotation, biological process: intracellular signal transduction; positive regulation of apoptotic process; protein phosphorylation. The record is from RefSeq and is a predicted model, not a curated record.